CGCAGGGUUUUUUCACACUUUUGUAAACAACAUGGCGAUUGACGGAGUGGCCCAGCUUGCCCACUGAUCAAACACUGUGCUGCUGUCAAAGCCGCACGUUCGCUGCAAAAGCCCAGCACUGCGUGGUCGACCGGGCUGAAAAUCCUGACCCAGCUAGCGGACAAGCCCCCGCCGGAACCAGCAGGAGUUGGACCGACGAGCUGUCAAGAGGACUGCCCAUCGGCCCUCCCAGUCUAUGGGCUCGCAGUCCAGUACUGGGAUGUCUUGUGGAAGGGGCUCUUCCAGUGGCAACCCAGCAGACCAGUCUGAAGCAGCAGAACCGAACCAGAACCAGAACCAGAGCAACAGCAGCAGCAGCAGCAGCGGCAGCAGCAGCCGAGGCCGCAGGACGGCUGACAGGCAGCAGAGCGACAGGCAGUCCGCUUUCGAGGAGGACGUUGAUCUAGCUGAAGUGCUGGCUUACCUACUGAGAAGGGGCCAGGUCAGAGUGGUCCAUGGCCAUGAAGCUACUGGACUGCAGCUGGUCCAGUCAUACUCUGACUCCGAUGAGGACAGCGACGGAGCCUGGGACGGGCGGCUGGGCGACCGCUACAAUCCGCCAGUGGACUCCCAGCCCGACACACAGGAAGUGGACCGCAGUGAGAUCCGAACGCAGAUCCUCCUGGCUACUGCCUCGUCCGCCUUGAAGAGCCGACACGGUUUCACCCACAUGCUCACAGAGAGAGAACAAGGCAGAUGUAGAGGCUCCAGUUUUUCCCAUGGAGAGUGCAGCCGUAUCCGCACACAUUUUCUGCCAAACUACGUGUCCCACAAGGAUACUUACCUGCAGAAAGCUUUUUGUGGAGUAUACAGUGAGGAGGGCAACAUGUUCCUCUCCGCCUGCCAAGACCAGAAUAUCCGCCUGUACGACACCACCAGGGGGCGCUUCCACCUGCAGCGGACAGUGAAGGCGCGUGAUGUGGGCUGGAGCGUGCUGGACGUCUGCUUCACUCCGGAUGCUCGCAAUGUGCUCUACUCCAGCUGGUCUGAUUACAUUCAUUUGUGCAGUAUAGAUGGAGACAGUGAAAACCACACCGCCCUGGACCUCAAUCCAGAUGAGAGGAGGUUCUGCGUGUUCUCGCUGGCUGCGUCAACAGAUGGCAAAGAGAUUCUGGGCGGAGCAAACGACGGCUGCCUUUACGUUUUUGAUCUUGAGCAGAAUAAGCGAACAUUGAAGAUCGAUGCCCACGAGGACGACGUGAACGCGGUGGCGUUCGCCGACAGCUCGUCCCAGCUGCUCUUUUCUGGCAGCGACGACGCUCUGUGCAAGGUGUGGGACAGACGGACGCUGCGAGAGGACAGGCCGCAGCCCGUCGGACAGCUGGCCGGCCACAGAGACGGCAUCACCUUCAUCCACAGCAAGGGCGACGCUCGCUAUCUCAUUAGCAACUCGAAGGACCAGUCCAUCAAGCUGUGGGACGUCCGGAAAUUCUCACCCAAAGAGGGUUUGGCUGCCUCCCGCCUGGCAGUCACCCAACAAAACUGGGACUACCGCUGGCAGCAGGUUCCCCAGAGAGCCCUGAAGAAACACAAACUGACCGGCGACACCUCGGUGAUGACCUACCGCGGCCACGGCGUUCUGCACACGCUCAUCCGCUGCCGCUUCUCGCCGGAGUUCAGCACCGGGCAGAGGUUCAUCUACUCCGGCUGCUCCACGGGAAAAAUCGUCAUCUACGACGUCCUGACUGGCAUGGUGGUGUCCAGGUUGUCGGGUCAUGACGCGUGUGUGAGGGACGUCAGCUGGCACCCCUACGAUGACAAAAUCAUCAGCAGCUCUUGGGACGGAGCGGUGCGCAUGUGGGAGCACAGACAAACCCACCCGCUGGAGGAAGAGCGGGAGAGGGAAGAGAAGAGAUGAAGGACGCGAUGACGAGGCCGCCCCCGAAACGGAGGCUGCUGGGAGUUCGGAAGCUCAGACGAACUGUGACCCUUUUAAUUCAAUGCUGGAUGUUAUCGAUCACGAGGCUGGCACGGCUGUGGGGUAUUGCUUCGGAACGGCUAAAUGGUCGCACCUUAAGAGCGGCUUUGAACACAAAGGGACGUCCUCUUGUUUGUUUUUGGAUCUUUGCCCCCUCUUCCCCCCCCCUUUUUUUUUGGGGUCUUGUGCAGAAUAAACCAGGCGACGCUUUUCGACUUAACCCGACCUCUGAAUGCGCUGCAAAGUGCUGCAGUCGGAGCGAUAUUAAGACGUAAUGAUAAGUUAGUGCUUAAUAAGUUAGACGUGAUGGAUAUUGCAGGGAGAAAAUGACGAUGAUUCUGUAUACAUGUAUAGUAUUUUAAUGAGAUGUGCAUUGCGGGGGAUGUCGGUAUUUGUUUUCAUUUUUGCUGUGAUGAGAUUUAGACGCCCGAAAUCCCAAAUAUUACGCCUGACGAUAGAUUUUUCUCUUCACCAGUCUGCAAUACGACCAGCUGUUCCAAAAUGGCUUUUUAUUUAUAUAUUUUUUUUUAAGAGUGAUUUUUUUUUUUUUGUUUUUUUUGUUAGGCAGUAUCAACCUGUGAUAUGUUUCAAAGAAUUGAACAUGCGUGAUAUUGUGCUGAAAACUGACCUGGGGACGUGCUCAUGGUAAAUAUCUCUCACACUGAUCUGUAUAUGCAAUUUUCAGGUGUUUAUAAAUUUCUCCAAGUCUCAGUUUCAGACAGUUGUUUUACAGUGUCAAUAAAAAGAGAAUUUUCUUUGAUUGUA
This is a messenger RNA of Xiphophorus hellerii (green swordtail), 2722 nucleotides long. RefSeq names its product ddb1 and cul4 associated factor 11 (gene dcaf11). NCBI's taxonomy places the organism in Eukaryota, Metazoa, Chordata, Actinopteri, Cyprinodontiformes, Poeciliidae. The record is from RefSeq and is a predicted model, not a curated record. Gene Ontology annotation, biological process: proteasome-mediated ubiquitin-dependent protein catabolic process. The coding region runs from base 236 to 1897 and encodes 553 amino acids. Gene Ontology annotation, cellular component: Cul4-RING E3 ubiquitin ligase complex. The transcript has 15 exons. Gene Ontology annotation, molecular function: protein binding.